AUGCGGCAACCUUCCCUUUGCUAUCGCGAGGUUUCGUCUUCCCGGAAGCACUGGAGGAUCGUCCUCGGGAACGGCGUCGGGAUGUGUGGGGGCUGUGUGGAGAAGGAGUAUCCCAACCGGGGUAACAUCUGCCUGGAGAAUGGAUCUUUCUUGCUGAACUUUACAGGCUGUGCAGUGUGCAGUAAGCGGGAUUUUAUGCUGAUCACAAACAAAUCUUUGAAAGAGGAAGAUGGAGAAGAAAUAGUUACCUACGAUCAUCUGUGUAAGAAUUGUCAUCACGUAAUAGCCAGGCAUGAGUACACAUUCAGUAUCAUGGAUGAAUUUCAGGAGUACACCAUGCUGUGUCUGUUAUGUGGCAAAGCUGAAGACUCUAUCAGUAUUCUCCCUGAUGACCCUCGACAAAUGACUCUGUUAUUCUAGGAUCCUUCUGCAGUUCUGUAGUAACUAUGUUGUAUCGGUUCACAAUACAGCAAGCCUCAUGGUUUGUCUUACUUUGUUUAUAA
Molecule: messenger RNA, 503 nt
Organism: Neomonachus schauinslandi (Hawaiian monk seal)
Lineage: Eukaryota; Metazoa; Chordata; Mammalia; Carnivora; Phocidae
Gene: CHURC1
Product: churchill domain containing 1
Exons: 4
Coding region: 1-420 (139 amino acids)
Biological process (GO): multicellular organism development; positive regulation of DNA-templated transcription; fibroblast growth factor receptor signaling pathway
Molecular function (GO): zinc ion binding
Source: RefSeq, a predicted model, not a curated record